Phlebotomus papatasi is the source of this 1817-nucleotide messenger RNA. Its product is annotated as probable cytochrome P450 6g2. Gene Ontology annotation, molecular function: heme binding; iron ion binding; oxidoreductase activity, acting on paired donors, with incorporation or reduction of molecular oxygen. Lineage: Eukaryota; Metazoa; Arthropoda; Insecta; Diptera; Psychodidae. The coding region runs from base 196 to 1716 and encodes 506 amino acids. The record is from RefSeq and is a predicted model, not a curated record. The transcript is spliced from 2 exons.
UUAAUGACGCUUUUCAGUGUUUCACAAGGUGAAUAAACAGAGUAAUUUAAAGUUAUGAUGUAAAUUUCGGGUUUUUUAAGCAGUACCUAAAUAAGUUUUAUAAGCAAUACUUCUGCCAAUUACAUUGAAAUACAGGGCACAUUUCUGAAUAGUUGGAAGUGAAGAGUGAAACUGUGAGGACAUUUUCCUUAGAAAAUGGCUAUUUUUGGAGUGAUUUUGUGGGCUAUUCUCGUUAUUUUGAUUUUAUAUGGAGUUCUAAAGAAAUAUUUGAAAAAUUAUUGGACAUCUAAGGGAGUGUCCUACAUCGCGGGACCUCCACUAAUUGGUGUUCUUAAAGAUGCUGUGCUGACUAGGACAAGUUUUGGCCAACUCUUUAUCGAUAUGUACAAUCAUCCUAAAACUAGGAAUGAUCCAGUGACAGGAUUUUACUUUUUUCACAAAGCAUGUCUCCUAAUUCGUCAGCCUGAACUUUUUAAGAGAAUGUUGGUAAAAGAUUUUGCCCAAUUUCCUGAUAGGCGAAUGGCUGCUGAUCCAGAAAGUGAUCCCAUCGGGAUGAAUACUUUAGUGAAUGUUAAGGGAGAGACUUGGAGAAAUAUAAGAAAUCACAUUACGCCAGUUUUUACCGUUCAUAAACUCAAGAACUUCUUUCCACUCUUGAUUGAAGUCUGUCAAGAUUUUGAGGCCAAAUUAGCUGAAGAUAUACCUUCGCAGGGUUCAGUGGAAAUCAAUGUGAAGGAUCUGGCAGGACUUUAUACCGUUGAAACUAUUGCAACUUGUGCUUUUGGUGUUAAAGCAAAUUGUUUUCACAAUCCGCAAUCGGAUUUUCUGGAGAAGGCCAAAAGAGUUGUAGAUCCAACAGACUUUAAAAGGGUCAUUGAACUUGCAGCCUGUUUCUUCUUCCCUGAACUAGCUGGCGUAUUAAAGCUGAAAUUCUAUUCGAAGGAGACAGAUGAAUUUCUAAGAAGUGCUAUUUUGGACGUAAUGGGCGAGAGGGAAAAGAGUGGCGAGAAGAGGCAUGAUUUAAUUGAUGCUCUCAUCACAAUGAAAAAUACCCAGAAAGAAAUUUUUCAUACUGAUGCACUAAUUGCACAGGCGGCAGUAUUUCUGGCUGCUGGAUAUGAAACAUCUUCUUCAGUGCUGUCCUUUGCACUUUACGAAUUGGCACGCAAUCAGGAGAUUCAGGAGAAGCUGAGGAGGGAGCUUUUGGAACAUCAAGAGACCCAAAAAGAAAUGACUUACGAUUCUUUCACCAAUUUGGAAUAUCUUCAUAUGGUUUUUCAAGAAACUCUACGAAUGUAUCCCAGUGUUCCUUUCCUGGAGCGUACUUGUCAACCUGCUGAAGGACAUGAUUCCUAUUCCCUGGAACCUUACCAUAAAUUUUCUAUUCCGCGUGGAAUGCCUAUCUACAUUCCAGUGAUUGCUGUCCAAAGGAAUCCAAUGUUUUUCCCAAAUCCUUUGACAUUCCAUCCAGAGCGCUUUGCCGCAGACGCAGAUACACCCAUUGAUUACAAUCUUGUGAUGGGUUUUGGACAUGGACCGAGAAAUUGUCUAGGAUCUCGCUUUGGCAUGCUUCAAGUUAAAAUGGCUCUUGCCACAAUUCUUCCCAAAUAUAGAGUAUCAGUCUGCAAGAGGACUCCAGAGACGAUUGUUUUUAAUAAAAAGAGCGUGCCGUUGUUUUCCGAGGAUCCCAUCAUCCUCAAUUUUACAGAAAUUUAAAGAAACUUGUAGGUUUCACAGGUUGAUGAGAAAUAUUUCAUGCUAUAGCAAAGGGAAUGUGGAAUAAAAUAAAUAAAACAAAUGUUUUCUUUGGAAAAUAA